GUUUGGCUGUAUUCGUGUGUAGUCAUGUUAGUAUCGAGAAAACAGACGCUGGGUGCAUUUGAUGAGGCUGGUAUCUGUUCGCUGUAGCAAUGGAGUGCAAUUUUUGAGUACUGAAGAAGAUGAAACAGAUGUCCCACAUUAUGAGAGCGAGCUUCCAAAUGUCAUCAGAAGUCUUAGUCAAGAAGUCAAACUUGAAUCUUGCCGUCUGCUGUCUGAUGACGUUCGUCUUCUUGGCUCAAGCAGCAGGUGAUGGUAUCAAUCGGACGACUCCCACAACCACAGCCCACCCUGACCUAAUAUGCUUUGUCUGUGAAGCAGCGAGGAUGGACUGUCCGGUGAUCCACUACAAAUUCCCCGUGGCUCAUCUGGAAACGGGAUGUUAUGGAUGCUACAAGGAAUGGAAAGAGGGAGUUGCCCAUGCCACUAGAAAGUGUCUUGAGAAGGCAAAUAUGACCGAAUUCAGACAGAAAACGGGCAACUCAUCAGUAAGCUGGUCUGGUUGCAGUUCCAAGACGGAUCCUGUCACAGGCAAACCGAUUUAUUUCUGUCUCUGCACAGAUGACUAUUGUAACUCAGCUUCCACACACCAGAUGGCAAUAGCAGUACCAAUUGCUGCAAUUAUUGCAGUCUGCUACCUUUCAUGGCCGUUUCUGAACGGGUGACGAAGUGUGUUGAUAUGAAAGAAAGGGAUUCAGAUUGAUAUCAGAGGGGCAUUUCAGAACUAGCCAACGUCUAGUCAUGUGAUUUCAUUAAGUGUUUUCCAUGCUGGCUGACCGGGACUCAUGUCUGAAUUAUUCAUCUCAAUCAGAAACUUGAAGAUCAGAGGCUGCAAAAAGCCCGAUACGGAACUUCGAAGUGAAGACGUGUCACAAGGAGUCUGGACUAGUAGUAGAUGUCUUUCAGCCCAGUAUGCAAUCCGAUAGA
This is a messenger RNA of Lineus longissimus, 924 nucleotides long. RefSeq lists its product as uncharacterized. Lineage: Eukaryota; Metazoa; Nemertea; Pilidiophora; Heteronemertea; Lineidae. The transcript is spliced from 5 exons. The coding region runs from base 120 to 662 and encodes 180 amino acids. The record is from RefSeq and is a predicted model, not a curated record.